UGCGGCUGUCGGCCGGAGCCGAUGAGCGGUUCUCCCGGGCCCCCGCCCCAGCAGCCUCGCUCCCUCAGCCGGCCCACUCCGGGAGCGAGAACGCGACGCUCCUCUGUCCCUUCCCUUCCCGCGAUCCCGCAGGCGGGACCGAGCGGAGGCUCUCGGAGCCCAGCCCCUCCCCAGGGCGUGUGGGACGCGCGACCCUCUCUCGGAAGAGGACAGGGAAGGGGCGCGAGGUGGGGCGGGGUGACCUCGGGGAGGGAAGAGCUGUUGCGGAAAGGAUGCGGCUGCAGAUCGGUAGCAGGAGGCCGCCACCGUAAAAUAAGCGCCUCGCGGGUGUCCGCGCCCGAGCUAUGUUGGACCCGGGCGGCAGAACCCACGCUCUGCGCGGGUGGGCCGCGCACGCCUGCCUGCCUUCUGCUGCCCGUUACCAUAGGGUUUCCAGAUCAUUCAGUGUUCGGAAAAUGAGUCUAGAUGCCAACUCUUUCGCAUCCUGGUGCCUGAACGCAGUUGUCCCAGGAGCCCAGAGUCCUCCCAGCUUGGGGAACCCCCUUUCUCUAACCAUGGAGUUGGGACCUGUCAGGGGCAAAGUGUCAGGUAUAUGGGAGGGAGUGUGUCUUCAGUCUUGUUCAGAACCCUGUCCCGUGAAGGGCCAAAGGAAUAACUGGGAAGGUGCAUGACAGGCCAAAGAAUCCCACCUUGGACCCCUGCUCGCAUGCUGUCUCUGUCGCUCCAGCAUCUGAAAGGAGAUAAAGGUUCACUGAUGGCUCAGUUGGGAGCAAUUGUGGCUGUGGCUGCCAGCUUCUUUUGUGCAUCUCUCUUCUCAGCUGUGCACAAGAUAGAAGAGGGACAUAUUGGGGUGUAUUACAGAGGCGGUGCCCUGCUGACUUCCACCAGCGGCCCUGGUUUCCAUCUCAUGCUCCCUUUCAUCACAUCAUAUAAGUCUGUGCAGACCACCCUGCAGACAGACGAGGUGAAGAACGUACCUUGUGGGACUAGUGGUGGUGUGAUGAUCUACUUUGACAGAAUUGAAGUGGUGAACUUCCUGGUCCCGAAUGCAGUGUAUGAUAUAGUGAAGAACUACACUGCCGACUACGACAAGGCCCUCAUCUUCAACAAGAUCCACCACGAACUGAACCAGUUCUGCAGUGUACACACGCUUCAAGAGGUCUACAUUGAGCUCUUUGAUCAGAUUGAUGAAAAUCUCAAACUGGCUUUGCAACAGGACCUGACCUCCAUGGCCCCUGGGCUGGUCAUCCAAGCCGUGCGGGUGACAAAGCCCAAUAUACCUGAGGCAAUCCGCAGAAACUACGAGUUGAUGGAAAGCGAGAAGACAAAGUUGCUCAUUGCAGCCCAGAAACAGAAGGUGGUGGAGAAGGAAGCUGAGACAGAGCGGAAGAAGGCCCUCAUUGAGGCAGAAAAAGUGGCUCAGGUUGCAGAAAUCACCUAUGGGCAGAAGGUGAUGGAGAAGGAGACUGAGAAGAAGAUUUCAGAAAUUGAAGAUGCUGCGUUUCUGGCCCGGGAGAAGGCAAAGGCAGAUGCUGAGUGCUACACAGCUAUGAAAAUAGCCGAAGCAAACAAGCUGAAGCUGACCCCUGAGUAUCUGCAGCUGAUGAAGUACAAGGCCAUUGCUUCCAACAGCAAGAUUUACUUUGGCAAGGACAUCCCUAACAUGUUCAUGGACUCUGCAGGCAGUCUGGGCAAGCAGUUUGAGGGGCUGGCUGACAAGCUGAGUUUUGUCUUGGAAGACGAGUCCUUGGAGGCAGAUACUGAGGAGAAUUGAAAUUUUUUUUAUACAACCUUAGCUGACACUUAGAGAUCUUUAUUUUUUAACGAUGAACCAGGAUGCCCCUCCCGCUCACACUACCUUCUUUGACUCUCUUCCACGUACUGUGGUGAAAAAAGAAGAAAUGGACCUAAAUCUAUUCCCAUUCCUGGGAAGGGAGGGCUGGGAUUGAUGAUUUGAGGUUUUAUUCAGGUAAGUAGAUUAUAUGACUUCUGUUAAGAUUUGUAAAUAUAGGCGUGACCUUUGACCCCCAGGCACUAAUUUUAGCCCUUUGAAGCUGGCUUAAUUAGGGAUGCUGUCUUAAGAAGCGGGAGAAAUACAGGGUGUUGCCUUCAGGUGAUUUGAUUUCCCUUAUUUGGGAAAAUGUCCAAUUUUCUCGUCCCUGCCUCCAAGGUGGGAGAAGUCUGUGGUCGAGGCUCAGAACUGGGCAAAUAUUCCCUUGUACGUUUGCCAGGAGAGCGCGGAGAAGCGGCCGCAGAGAGUGUGGGUGUCCUAGCGUUUCUGUCAGUGCACACAUGGGUCGUUUUAGAGGCGCACUGCCUUAGGCCUUCAAAAGGAAGAACUGGUGCUAGGUUUGCGAGCUUUUCUAUCCACUACCUGCCUGCCCUAGGGCUUAAAGAGUGGUGGUUUCUGACUAUGUUUCCAGAGUCAGGCUUUGGUCACCGCCACGCAAUUCUUUUUAAAACUUUGCACCUGUUCUGUGAUCUGGUUUUUUUCCUCUCAAUCUGUUCGUUGGUUCCACUCAGCAUCUAGAAGACAAGAACAAACUCAAGUGUCUUACUAGCUGCUGAAGCGGGAUCAUUAUAUGUUAGCCACUGUGGUUCCCGCUUGGCAAACUAUGUAGUUCCUUGAGAUCACAUGUCUGGUUAUUGUGGAGAUUCUACAUUGCAGAGCUCCUCUGGAGGAGGAAGAAGGACAUUCAGAAGAUUUCCUUGUCCCAGUGCCAAUGGCUUGUGCUGGAAGUUUGUCUGACACAGUGAUAAAAGUGGGGCCAUUCUCUAAGUAGUGUGUGUUUUUAAGUCCAGGGCUCCAGGCAGCCACACAGGAGUCAGACUGAAUGUUAAACCUCCAGAGACAGCUAUGGGGGUGCAAGUCAGAGUUCAUGCCCAAGUCCUUGGGUUGGAAUGGCUGCAUCAAAAUUCGUUCAAAUAUUUUCUUUUUCAUUACUACUUAGGAAAAUCUCACUCUGGGAGAUUCAGGAUAGGGGAGAGCAAACAUGAAAGAAAGGUUUUCUUAUAUCCUGGAACUGGAGUUGGGGUUGGGGGGGUCCAGCCUGUAUAGCCUAGGAGUUGUGUUCCAAAUUGUUCCAUGGAGGGCCGCUAGCUGGAGUUACUUCCAAGCAUAUUGGUGUUCUCCAUGACAAGCUCUGCCUUAGGAUUUGGCCUUGUUAAUAGCUAUCGCCCCCACCCCCGAACUCCCACUGUACCCCUCUUCCCUCAGUGAAACUGUGAAUGAUACUCUGUGGCACAGAUCCCCACCUCAUUUUUGGUCCCAUGGCCUGACUUCUGGUUUAUUAAAUGGCCCCAGAACUCAGGCCAGCUUGCUGCUGA
Diceros bicornis minor is the source of this 3327-nucleotide messenger RNA. RefSeq names its product ER lipid raft associated 2 (gene ERLIN2). Bases 668 to 1774 code for a protein of 368 amino acids. Gene Ontology annotation, biological process: SREBP signaling pathway. The transcript has 12 exons. The record is from RefSeq and is a predicted model, not a curated record. Gene Ontology annotation, molecular function: cholesterol binding; ubiquitin protein ligase binding. Gene Ontology annotation, cellular component: endoplasmic reticulum membrane; endoplasmic reticulum. Lineage: Eukaryota; Metazoa; Chordata; Mammalia; Perissodactyla; Rhinocerotidae.